This is a messenger RNA of Oryza sativa Japonica Group (Japanese rice), 2062 nucleotides long. RefSeq lists its product as uncharacterized. Lineage: Eukaryota; Viridiplantae; Streptophyta; Magnoliopsida; Poales; Poaceae. The record is from RefSeq and is a predicted model, not a curated record.
AUUCGCCCUCGCCACCGCCACCGCCACCGCCACCCCUCGCCGCCGCCGCCGAUCCGCGCCGCCACCGCCAUGCCGGCCGCCGCGGACCCCGCGCCUCCGACGCCACCGCCGCCUCCUCCCCCGAGCCUGGACCUGCGGACGGGCGGGCGGAUCCUGCGGCGGGCGGCGGCGCACUCCCUCCGCCCGCGCUCCCUCCCGCCGCUCCUCCUCGCGGCGCUCCUCCUCGUCCUCUUCCGCCUGGCGCUCGUCGCCGGCACGCUCCGCCUCGCCUCCUUCGCCGACCACGACCCGGCGCUCCGGUCCCUCCUCUCCCGCCUCUCCCCGCCCGCGCCGCACGCCCCGCCGCACCCGCCCCCGCGCCACCUCCCGCGCCGCCGCUCCCCGUUCACCUCCUCCUCCUCGUCCCCCCCUUCCCUCUCUGACGACGACUUCCUCGUCGGGACCCUCGAUCCCGCCUCCUCCGCCCCCUCCCGACGCCGCAACGCCUCCUAUUACGAGUUUCUCUUCACUCCCUCCUCCUCCUCCUCAUCGCCCAAACCCUACCCCUUGUCGCUCCCCCACCGCCUCCCUUCCACCGCGAUCCCGUUCACCUUCGUUGUCCGUAACGAGACCUCGCCGCCGAAGCCCGCCGCGGGGCGAGACGGCGGCAGUGAGCUCCGGUUGCUCGACCUGACCAGGCGUGACGCCGUGGCCAUCAUCAACCUCCUCGCGAUGCUUUCGUCCGUGCACGUGCUCGCGAUCCUCGGCUACAUCACCGUUCACUCCGUAGCUCUGGGCACCGUGUUCGCGUCUGUCGCCGGGCAGCACUUGCAGGGGCGGCCGCGGCGGUGGUUCCAUUUCUCUGGUAUGGCUUUCAGGGUGAGACGGCUCACUGGGUUUGCGUUCCUGCGGUGGGCGACGCGGGACGCGAUCGUGCAGAUGCUCUGCCUCUGGUUCUUCUCCGAGGUGCACGACCAGGCGCAGCUGUUCAGGCUCUUUGUCGUCGCCAAGCUCAUGCCCUUUUCAGCAUCUGUCAACCCGUGGCUCGCUGCGACCGUUGGAGGGCCAGAGCUUGAUGGGUUCUUCAUUGCGUGGGCUCUCCUUGAUGCGGUCGUCUCGGUGCUUUUCACCGUGGUGCCAUGGGUGAUUGUUAUGGACCGUGAUCCACGACCGCCUGGUCGCAAUGCUGUGAAGGAAGGAUGCUACCUUGUGUCAUUGAUGGCAACUGAUGCCACUUUGAUCAAAUGCUGGCAAACAGUGGUAUGCGGCAGCAUGGGACAGCUUGCCAUGGUUACACUUGGUGGGAAGGUUCUUGGCGGAUUUCUCCACUCAAUCGGAGAGGUGUACUUCAUGGUGGUGUGGCUGAUGUUCUACUUUUCAGCAAGGUGUAAGGAGGUUCGGUUGGGGGGCCGCCAUUUUGGAUUGGAGGAUGUGGCAGCUGCUCUUGAUGGGUUCAGGCAAUAGCAUGUUGACAGUUGCAGCAUUACUUUUUCAGUGGGAAGAGGUAUAUUUCAUGCCUCAUAAUGCUCAUUCAUGCCGCAUUGCUGGUCUUGGUGGAGUCGCAAUUUCGUAGUUCUCUUAAUCUUCCAAAUUGUGCUAUGAUGUUCUGAUUCGGAUGAGGGAGAGAGAACUUGGCAAUGCUUGUAUAUACAGUUUUUGUCCUAUGGGGGUAAUCAUGUAUAGUGACACCAUUUGGCACACAAGAAAGGUUGUCUUGUUCCUUUUUCCAUCGGAGGUGAGAUGCCUUGUGAUAGAGGAUGUAGAUCCAAGAUGAUGAUAGCGAGAUUUAUACAGUCCUAUGGUGUAGUAGCAGAAUUAUCUUGAGUGAUUUUUGGGAUGGAAACUCUUGGUGCUUCAAGUUCACACGCUGUUGACACUAUGUUGAUAUCCUUUGUUUUUCUUCUUUUGUUGUGUGAGCAACUUUGUCUAUAACUUCAUUUCAAUAACCCUUUAACUUUCUUUUCAACGAAGUUGCUAGGCCAUUGCUGAGUUUUCUUUUAAUGGCCCAGUUCUUUUUUGGGUCCUGGUUCUACUAGUCUGCCAUUAUUUGUCUCUUCAAUUGAUACGAUAUAAAUUUAUCACA